UCCUCUACGCACCAACCUCGUCAGUUUGAGGCAGGUGUCGAAAUAUCUCCGCUUUAACCUAAUUGGAAUAACCUACUGCAGCAAUGCCGUUUAUUGGUAUCCUCUCGUAGGCUAUCCCGCUAAUUGUACCAUUAAUAAGAAUUAUUUUCCGGAGUUGAAAGGCCUUUUUUUAUCGUGGUGUUGAAAAGUGGCAGCCAGCAUCCGCCCGUUAAAGAUCGAGAACACUGACAAGAAUGUAAAUUUCCCUCUUCAGUGCUGAGAGGUUAGAUCUGUCGGGACAGUAUGUUGGCCUUCAAGAUCAUCAGAGAGAAGGAGUAGAACCCAACCAUCGUGCUACAUUGACUGAGCGGAAGUGCAGCAAGCUGAAAGGGCCUAAAGAGCUGUGAGGUUAUGUGAAAUAAAUCUCACUGCAGGAGAACUGCUGAGUGUGCUGUAUACGAGCGCUACUUAAGGACACCGUAUAUUUAACCCUACACAGAGACAAAGCUGAGUGACCAUUGAAAUCUCCAGGAACGGAAUUACCCUAGUAAAGAGCUAUAAAUUGCCUGCUAUGAAAACUACCACAUGUACGUGGAAGUACAGCACACACAGAGUGAUUGCCUUUGACUACCCUGUACCGUUCCAGGUUGACAAGUCAUAGAAAAGCUGUCCCUAAGACUCUUUCCAAAGAAUCACAAACAUACAGAGGAGUGCGAUUACCAAAGGCAACCAUGAAUGGCCUGCAAGAGAUGUCGGUGAAGUGUGUCCUGGUAGGGGACACUGCAGUCGGCAAGACGUCACUGCUGGUCCGCUUCACCUCAGAGACUUUCCCAGAAACCUACAAGCCUACAGUGUUUGACAACACUGGGGUGGAGGUGUACAUGGAUGGGGUUCAGAUCAACCUGGGGUUGUGGGACACAGCGGGGAAUGACAACUUUAGGCAAAUCCGGCCGAGAUCGUACCAGCAAGCCGACAUCGUCCUCAUUUGCUACUCUGUAGCCAACCCUAACUCGCUGGCCAACAUCCAGCACAAGUGGAUUGCCGAGGUUCGACAGAAUUUGCCCAGGGUGCCAGUGCUGGUUGUGGCCACCCAGACAGACCUCCGGGAAGUGGGGACAUAUCGGAGCAACUGCAUCGCAGCAGUGGAGGGGAAACGUGUUGCUCAUGAAAUCCGCGCUAAAGGCUAUCUGGAAUGCUCUUCCUUAAACAACCGUGGCGUGCAGCAAGUGUUUGAGUAUGCAGUUCGGACGGCCGUUAACCAGGCCAGGAAGCAAGCCAGGAGACACAUGUUCAGCAUAAACCAGUGCAAGGUCUUCUGACCAGUGACCUUAGCUUGGUGGGCGCUUGAAUUGUCAUGAGACAACUUGUUCGUUAAUGCGUGUUCUUGUGCUGUUCAAACUCAGAGAAGGCCAAAGUUGGAUUUCUUUUACAUAUACAUAGGGUUCUCUUUCUCUUUCACUAACUGGGUGUCCUGCCCCCUCAAGACGUCUGUAAACUUAAACUAUAUUAAAAAGAGAGAAUAGAGGGAUUUAAUACUGAAUAGACCCACAUGCAAAUGCUCACCUUUGUUUAACUGAGGGACAGAUGUAAAGAAGAGUUUCUUUGAUUCUUCUGAUCUGUUAUUUUAAAAGAUGAACCACAUUACAGCCUACAUUACAGGAAGGUAUUUCAAGUG
This is a messenger RNA of Monopterus albus (swamp eel), 1654 nucleotides long. RefSeq names its product ras homolog family member H (gene rhoh). The coding region runs from base 711 to 1298 and encodes 195 amino acids. Gene Ontology annotation, molecular function: GTPase activity; GTP binding. Gene Ontology annotation, biological process: small GTPase-mediated signal transduction. The transcript is spliced from 2 exons. The record is from RefSeq and is a predicted model, not a curated record. NCBI's taxonomy places the organism in Eukaryota, Metazoa, Chordata, Actinopteri, Synbranchiformes, Synbranchidae.